GGACCAGCUGGCUGAACACGCUGCCUGCUGCCGUCGCGUUUGCAACUCCCGAAAAACGAGCCCCUCGGCUCAGGGUUUUAGGGUCGGUGGGUUUGCGCCGGGGCUCGGCAACGGCGCUGCCUGUCCCGACGAAGACUGACGGCUCCUUUUUGCAGGGUUCAUUUUGGGCCAGCCGAGCCCCGUCCCUGCAGUGCUGCACGCGUGCUGGUGUUGGCAACGGCAAGGGGCAGAAUGGCCUUAAACCGAAUUGCGGCAACUGGAGAAAAGCAAUCACGAAUGACAGGCAUGACUCACGGCCAUUUCUCGAACUGUGGGAUGAAUUCCAGCGUUAAGGAGCUGCAGCUAAACCCGGGGCUACCCGGGCCCUUCAGAGUCCACUUCCCACAGCGCUAACAAAUGUUAAAAGAGGCAAGGGAACAGCACCUUCAGCCCCGCGCUUUUAACACAGGGAUUUUAUUUCUGUGCAGUGUCGCUUACUAGAAAUUCCCACUGUCAAACGCUAUCGUUUAUUCCAGAACGGAGCUACUGACACUUUUCCCGAGAGUGUUAAAAAAGAGGAUAGGGGCAGCUGAUGGGUCCUGCAGAAAGAGAGGUACCGGAGCAUUAAAAUUGAGCGGAAAACAGGAACCUUUGGAGCAGCAGCGUUUCCCAGCGUGCUAGCCAAAGCAUGACUGGAGAAGAAUGGGCUUCACGAGAGUCCAGAAGAAGAGCCGCACAUCCUGCUGGAGUGUGACAGCGGCGUGCUGGACGCCAUACAAAAACAUCUGAAACUGUACAAGAUCCGGAGGAAAGUAAACAUCACCCCUUGCCUUGACCUCUCUUUGUGGGCCGUUGUCCCUGGGGAGCGGGCUGGAGACAUUGCCAGUUCCCUCACAAAAUGUGCAGACCAGGCUCUGAUUUUAACUCCUGACCCCAGAACAGAAGUCAUGGGCUGGAGACUGAUUGCAAAGAAAGGAGCAAAUCUAUCGGAGAUUAUCCCUGGGAGUCAUAUUGGAAACACUGAGGAUUACCACAGGCACAGGUAUAAACAAGGAAUUCCCGAAGGUGUGAAAGAUCUCCCUCCUGGAGUAGCCCUCCCACUGGAAUCAAACCUGGCCUACAUGAAUGGCAUCAGCUUUACCAAAGGCUGUUACAUUGGACAGGAGUUGACAGCCAGGACCUACCACAUGGGUGUCAUUCGCAAACGUCUGCUGCCAGUCCACUUUUCAACUCCUCUUCCCAAGGACAGCAUUCCCGAGGGUGCUGAGAUCUUAACCGAAUCGGGAAAGUCGGCCGGCAAGUUCCGGGCUGGAGGAGGUGAACUUGGUAUAGCUUUGCUGAGGUUAGCUAAUAUAAAUGAACCACUCUGCCUAAAUAUAGCGGGUGAUAAAGUGAAGCUCACUGCAAGUAUACCCGAGUGGUGGCCAAAACCUGCUAGUAAAUAAAUGAGGAACCACCACUUGCACAUUUGCCUUAUUGAGAAUGUAUUUUGUGUGAUAAGUUUGGGAGGCGACUCUGCCUUCGGCUGUUGUUUGUGGUGUUUGAUGGGGGGGUCAUUACAGGAUUCUUCAAACUGGAACCUAAACCAGCGGCAGGUUGCCGAGUACAGGAGGAUAAUCUGUUAAGUGUUGUGGAGAGAUCCAUACAGGGUACGCAAGGAAGUGUACCUUUUCCUGAGGGUGCCCUGUAUUUUUUUAGGGGAUUACACAUGUUGUUGGGUUGGAAUUGCUGAAUUUUCAGUCCAGCACUCGCUCAAUCUGACUGUGCUCUGCGCAGGGUGCUGUGUGUGUUCAGACUGAAGCGAGUGACGGGAGCAGGAGUUUCCCUAUUGUAUGCACUGAGUGUUUCUGUUCAGAAUAACCAUUCUGUGGUAUAGUAAUGUUUUUUUUUAAUGGAGAGCAUGCUGCUCUCACCUUGCCUAAGAUAUAUACUCAGGCUAAAGUGUUCACUGCAAAUUACUCCUUGCAUUGAGCUUCUUAAACCUGCUGAUUGGGUGGAUGUUUUUCCCACCACUCUAACUGCUAAUUAUGUUCAGGAAGAGGAAUGCCUUGUACUCCACAUUUCAGACCUUGAUUUUAGUAAGUAAUCCCUGGUGGGAAAGCUCUCAAAGAUCCUCGUCCCCGGCUUCAGCGCCGGCAGAGGGAGCAUAGCCAGCAGCAGCCAGCUCCUCUGCCUCUCCUGACCUCGGUCAUUCACGCUUCCUUCAAACAACUGUUUCAGAGAGGAAAGUGGUAUUUUACAGAAAUAAGGUGCACUGGUGCGUGCCCUGGGGUGACUGUUGUAUUGGUGUGCUGGUACUUGGCAGAAUAAUCGCUUACUAGAAGCACGUGCCCUCCAGUUGCCGACAACAGUUGAGGGGUGGAUUUUUUUGGCAUCAACAUCUUUGCUCUGUCAUCUUGUAGAAAAAUCCUCUGCGCUUUCCUGAAGCCUUUGGCAGGGGUUUCCUCACUCCCUCCACAAAGCUGGUGAAGGGACAGCGUGUCCCCAUCUCGGACCUUGGCUCCGUCCCUCAGCGUUAAGCUGCAGUCCCUGGAGAAGGGGUUAAUGCCACACGUGCUCUUGGCUUAGCCUGGCGUUCCUGAGGGAGGAUUUUCAUCACAUUCGCUUCUCUGGCUGCUUCAACUCCACGCUUGUUCUGAGAACUCUCUGUACCCCUCGUACAAAAACCUGUCCCUGCUGCCGUCUCCAGCUGAGGUUUUCUUCAUCCACCAUCCCCUCUGGGUGUUCAGAGCAGCCCAGUACUUCAGCAUGUCUUUGCUGCAUUUUUCUGGCUCCCACUGCUCUUCUUUUGCACUUUUUCUUGCUUCAGUCAAUGUAUUCCCCUUUGCCCCCCGCCCCAAAGCCAACCACCUCUGUGCCUGCUAACCCUGCCAGUCUGCAGUAAUUUACAGCAGCCCUAUGUAUUUUUGUAUUACAAUCAAUCCAUUACGUGCCCGCUCUUAGAACGGCACAUGUGUGGAAGGGAGUGACGAGAGAGAUGAGCAGGUGAUAUCCCAUGCACACCAAAAAAAAAAACCUCUUGCAUGCAUAUUUGUGACAAAAACCGUCCAAAGCACAUUCUACCAAUGUUUUGAUGUUGCUGUUACUGUGAAAGGAAUUUAUCUGUGAAAAAUGCUCAUAUUGCUUAAAACUCUUUAUGCUUGCUGUAAAAUGAGUUUGUGGAAUAUCUCAUUAAAAGUUUAUUGUAUCAGUAA
Messenger RNA from Aquila chrysaetos chrysaetos, 3173 nucleotides. RefSeq names its product iron-sulfur cluster assembly factor IBA57 (gene IBA57). Lineage: Eukaryota; Metazoa; Chordata; Aves; Accipitriformes; Accipitridae. The record is from RefSeq and is a predicted model, not a curated record. Gene Ontology annotation, cellular component: mitochondrial matrix. Gene Ontology annotation, molecular function: protein binding. The transcript has 3 exons. Bases 927 to 1424 code for a protein of 165 amino acids.